CACAUGACCCUGAAGGAGUCCCUGGACGAGUGCAUGGAGGCGCUGGAUCUCUUCCUCAACAACCACUUCAACGAGAGCCUGGAUCUGCUGCGGCCAAGAGUGAACGACAGCAUGUACCACGCUCUUAUCUACGCCACGGUGCUGGAGAUGCAGGCCAUGAUGACGUUCGAGCACGAUGACAUCACCAACGCCGGCCUCACCAUGAAGAGCGCCGCGGAGGUCUGUCAGAGGUUUCGACGGAAAUCCUCGAACAAGUCGGACGGAGACUCGCUCACGGAAGUGCAGCUUCACGCAGAAGUGUGUUACGCAGAGUGUCAACUCCAAAGAGCUGCUCUCACCUUCCUGCAGGAUGAGGACAUGGUGAGUUUCAUCAAAGGAGGGAUCAAAGUACGGAACAGCUACUUGAUUUACAAAGAACUAAACGCCUCCAUUCAAUCCAACAACUGCCUCAAAGGACCCAGCCACCUGCACCUAGCGGGGGGGAUAUCGUUUGGAGUCGGGGCUUUUAACCUGACUCUCUCUCUCUUUCCUCCUCGGAUUCUCAGGCUCCUGAAGUUCGCCGGCUUUUCAGGAGACAAGGAGUACGGUCUGUCGCUGCUGCAUGACGGAGCCACGGGGAUGAACCUGCGCUCCAUGCUGUGUGCUCUGCUCCUGCUCUGCUACUACACCUUUCUCACCUUCAUCCUAGGUAGGACGGGUGAAGGAGAAGUGGCUGAAGCUGAAGGGCUGCUGAAACCGUUUCUGCAUCUCUACCCGCAGGGAGCGAUAUUCCUCUUCUUUGCAGGAAGAACUGAAGAAAUCAAAGGGAACAUUGAUGAGGCGGUGGUGCUCUUCGAAGACGGCUGCAAGGCCCAGCAGACGUGGAAGCAGUUCCACCACAUGUGCUACUGGGAGCUGAUGUGGUGCUUCACCUACAAGCGAGCGUGGAAAGUUGCGUACUUCUACGCCGACCUGCUGAGCAAGGAGAGCCGCUGGUCCAAGGCCAUGUACGUGUACAUGAAGGCUGCGUACCUCAGCAUGCUGCCGAACGACGAGUCCAGGCCGUUCGGAGAAGACGAAGUAGAACUCUUCAGACAAGUUCCCACCUUCAAGCAGAAGAUCGCAGGGAAGUCCCCCCCGACGGAGAAGUUUGCGAUUCGUAAAGCCAGACGCUACAAGUCGUCGCGCCCGGUCAGGCUACCGGUGCCAGUGCUGGAGAUGAUGUACAUGUGGAACGGUUUCAGUAUGAUCAGCAAACGGCCGGAGCUGACGGAGGGCCUGCUGCAGACUUUGAUGGAGGCAGAGCGCAGCCUGCAGGAGUCUCCUGAAAACGAGUAUUCAGUGGACGACCGCUGUCUGAUCCACCUGCUGAAAGGUCUGUGUUGGAAGAACCAGGGUCAGCUGGACGCUGCUGAGGAGAGCUUUAAGAAAGUGUGUUCCAGUGAGAAGAAGAUCAGGUUCGACCACUACCUGGUGCCCAACUCUGUGGUGGAGCUCGGUCUGCUCUACAUCGACCAAGGCAGGAGGGACGAGGCCAUCAAGCUGCUGCACAAGGCAAAACAAAACUACAAGGACUACUCCAUGGAGUCUCGCACUCAGUUCAGGAUUCACGCGUCUCUGGCCAAACUCAAGGCGGAUCCGGGUGAAGACGCAGACACUCACCUCUGAGACGACCUUCUCCACGACUGCAAAGGCUCCUCCCACACAAGCUCUUCCACAUCCCUCACUGUUGUCAGCCUCGUUUUUCAAGAAGUGAAUACUGAAGUAUUUAACGUGUGCUUGUUCAACCCACUUUUAUAAACUGAAUCUUCGGGAGGAGCUGUCCGGUCCAUUCUGGCGUCAGAGAUCAACAUUUAAUAACCAGGGACCUCGAACUUCUCUGAUAAGUUAACACUUGUAUUUUAUGGUCAAUGUUUUUGUU
Limanda limanda (common dab) is the source of this 1900-nucleotide messenger RNA. RefSeq names its product tetratricopeptide repeat protein 39A. The coding region runs from base 4 to 1647 and encodes 547 amino acids. The record is from RefSeq and is a predicted model, not a curated record. NCBI's taxonomy places the organism in Eukaryota, Metazoa, Chordata, Actinopteri, Pleuronectiformes, Pleuronectidae. Gene Ontology annotation, molecular function: protein binding. The transcript is spliced from 17 exons.